Molecule: messenger RNA, 1385 nt
Organism: Carassius gibelio (silver crucian carp)
Lineage: Eukaryota; Metazoa; Chordata; Actinopteri; Cypriniformes; Cyprinidae
Product: ras-associated and pleckstrin homology domains-containing protein 1-like
Exons: 8
Coding region: 30-1340 (436 amino acids)
Source: RefSeq, a predicted model, not a curated record
UUCAUACUGUACAUCCUCAAAGUUUUAAGAUGCCACGAGGGUCAACAAUAACAACCUGUGUGGGCUGCAAAGCAGCUAUUGGUGUGGCCACCAAGACCUGCAAAUAUUGCCAGUCUGUACAGCCAAGAAAGCAAAGACUGGCAAAAAAACUUAAGAAUUUUGAGGACAGAAAGGAGAAGUGGUUAAAAAACCAAACCAAAAACCAAACCACCUCUCAUGUUAUUGAUGAGGCAUCUGUCUUGGUCGAAAAGUUAAACACAUUGGGGUACAAGGCCAUAGUCUUCAUUGGAAAGAAAACAAAGAAACAGAAAACCUGGUCCGCACAAGUCCUCCAGCCAAAAUGGCAGCUGUCAGACCAUUCUGCAAAAUGCCUGGACAGGAUGAAGGCUCUUUAUGAACUGUUAAUUGAUGGUUGUACUAACCAGCAGCCCGCCACCGGUCCUCCUCCCAUCCAGUCCACCACCAGUCCUCCUCCUCCUCCCAUCCAGUCCACCACCAGUCCUCCUCCUCCUCCCAUCCAGUCCACCACCAGUCCUCCUCCUCCUCCCAUCCAGUCCAUCACCAGUCCUCCUCCCAUCCAGUCCAUCACCAGUCCUCCUCCCAUCCAGUCCAUCACCAGUCCUCCUCCCAUCCAGUCCAUCACCAGUCCUCCUCCCAUCCAGUCCACCACCAGUCCUCCUCCUCCUCCCAUCCAGUCCAUCACCAGUCCUCCUCCCAUCCAGUCCAUCACCAGUCCUCCUCCCAUCCAGUCCACCACCAGUCCUCCUCCUCCUCCCAUCCAGUCCAUCACCAGUCCUCCUCCCAUCCAGUCCAUCACCAGUCCUCCUCCUCCUCCCAUCCAGUCCAUCACCAGUCCUCCUCCCAUCCAGUCCAUCACCAGUCCUCCUCCCAUCCAGUCCAUCACCAGUCCUCCUCCAAUCCAGUCCAUCACCAGUCCUCCUCCUCCUCCCAUCCAGUCCAUCACCAGUCCUCCUCCCAUCCAGUCCAUCACCAGUCCUCCUCCAAUCCAGUCCACCAUCCAGCUCACCACCAGUCCUCCCAUCCUACCCCUCACAGAACCACCUCAGCAGAAACGAAAUAUGUCUGCAAACAAUAAAAAGAAGCAGCAGAAUUCUGCAGCCUCAGACAUGUCUACAAGGAAGAAACUGAGGGGGAAAAAAUCACCCAAAGAAUGUAACCAUGGUAUCCUAGAAGGGGAACCUUACUACCCAGUGAAGAGGGUGAUCCGCUGCAAAAUGCAGAAGGGGAUCCAAAUGAAGUUGGUGGAAUGGGAGCCCUGUUCACUCUGUGGGGAAACUUGGCCGCCACAGUGGGUGACGGAGGAGAACACCACAAAUUAAGGAAAUGUUCAAUCCCAUUGUUUUGUUCCAUAAGCUAUGUGUAUG